CACCUCUCUUCUCUAUUGUCUUGCAUCUCUCUCUCUCUCUCUCUCUCUCUCAGCCUAGCUCGCUUUGCUGUGUUGGGAAUUUGCAGCUCGUCGGUUUCAUUCACCAGCUACCUUCCAAAGAAGCCCAUUCCUGUAGCUGCGACUUGGAUUUUAAUGCCAGAUGCACGAGGAUUAGCAGAUCGCCCUGAGGAGCUAUCCUGGAAUUAUCACAGAAGGAGGCGGAGGAGGGAGGAGGGAAAGAAAAAGGCAUUGUGGAAGAGAGAGGAGCAGGCAAAAUAAUAUCGCUUGGAAACGGCUGCAACUGAUCAGAGAAAUUGCUGUGCAAGCACCAGGUAGCACAGCAUGCCUUUCUUCCUAAACCCUGAACUGAGCACCCAAUAGUCUUUGGUUUCUGUGGUUUUUUCCUGCAAGAGAUGUCUGCAACCAGAGGCAAUGGAGAGCACUGGAAGUCCUUGGGGAUCAGCUGUAAGGAGCUGGCUCUUGCAGAAGCUCUACAGAUGGAGUAUGAUGCUUUGUCCCGCCUGAGGCAAGACAAGGAGGAGAGCCAGGCAAAGCAAAAUACAGACCAACCUCUCAUUUCCUGGGAUGAUCCAAUUCUGGAUUACAACAAACCUGCUGUAAGGAAUGACUGCCACAAUAUCAAGGUCAUGCGAGGCCUCUCUGGCUCAGACCCCACCCUUAAUUACAAUGCCCUCUCUGGUCAGGAGGUUUCGAGAGCUUUUGGGACCAACAAUACUACCUCAUCUGGCUUGCUGCCUGAGCCAGAGACCCAGCCUUGGUUGAAGGGACCUCUCUCCAGUGACUACUUGUACAUCUUUGACAGCACAGGGGAUGACUUCCUCACUGAGCCCCCCAAUAGUACAUCCCACCAGAACAGUAGUAGCAGCAGUUCUCCUAAGAAGCUUUCUCCUCCCCCAUUGCCUCCUCGCAUUGCCAUCUGGAACACCUCUGAAGUGAAUCAAGCUUCCUUCAAAGGGUCCCAACCCAAUGAUAUCAACAUGUUCUCCUCAGCACAUGAGAGGGCUGAUGGAAAAUUGCUAGGUCGUAGAAUCUCAGAAGAGGAUCCAUAUAGCACAGUGGACUAUGAUGGCAUUAACGAUGCCAUUACCCGCCUAAAUCUCAAGUCCACUUAUGACAGUGAUCUUCUGAGGGAAGCCACAUGGAGCUGGAAGGAAGGCAGAAGUAUUUUUGAGAAAGAAAGCAGCGGGAAGCCAGUUGCUCGCAGCAAGACAAUGCCUCCCCAGGUGCCUCCCAGGACCUAUGUCUCUAGGUCUGGUGGGCGGAAGAACACUGCAGCCAACAAGAACCGGAGGAUAUCUGCAGAUCCGACCACUUCUCGGCAUUAUCCUGCGGCCAAUGGCUAUGAGCUGUUUGAGGUUUCUGAGGAGAAGGAUGAAGAGGUUGCUGCUUUCUGCCAUAUGCUGGAUGUACUGAGAUCUGGCUACAGUACCAAGGACUACUCCCUUACUGGUUAUGUCUGGAGCACUGUCAACCUCAGUCCCGAACACCUCGGCCUUGGGGUCAGCUUGAAAGUGACUGUGGUUUACGACAGCCUGCAGGAGCCUCUCACUUUCACUUGUGACUGCUCCUCCACGGUGGACUUGCUCAUCUAUCAGACAUUGUGCUACACUCAUGAUGACUUGCGGGACAUUGACGUGGAUGACUUUGUACUCAAACUGUGUGGCCUGGAGGAAUUCCUGCAAAACAAAUAUCCACUGGGAAGUCAUGAAUACAUUCAACACUGCAGGAAGUUUGACAUUGACAUCCGGCUACAGUUGAUGAAGAGGAAAGCUGUGCGCAGUGAUUUGGCAAGGACGGUGAAUGAUGACCAGAGUCCUUCCACACUCAACCACUAUGUUCACCUCCAGGAAAGGCCAAUCAAGCAGACUAUUACCAGGCAGGCCUUGAGCCUUCUCUUUGAUACCUUCCACAAUGAAGUUGAUGCAUUCCUAGCCUCUGAGGGAGACUUCCAGUUGAAGGCAGAGCGGGUGAUCCAGUCUGUCAUGGCUAUUUGCAAUGCUCUGGCUGCUGUGGAGUCCCAGGAGAUCACAGGAGCUCUGAAUCAGCUGCCACCUUGUCCAUCUCGCAUGCAGCCCAAAAUCCAGAAGGAUCCAAACACUUUGGCAGUGAGGGAAAACAGAGAGAAGGUUGUGGAAGCUUUGACAGCCUCCAUCUUGGAUCUAGUAGAGCUCUACUGCAACACGUUCAAUGCAGACUUCCAAACUGUGAUUCAUGGGAACAGAAAACAUUAUCUCUCCCAAGAGGCCCGGCUCCUCACCUGUCCCCUGUCCUUCACUGUCUAUGCCACUCAUCGCAUACCCAUAACCUGGGCUGCAAGCUACGAAGAUUUCUACCUCUCCUGCUCACUCAGCCAUGGGGGCAAGGAGCUCUGCACCCCCCUGCAAACCCGAAAAGCUCAUGUGUACAAGUACCUCUUCCAUCUCAUCGUCUGGGACCAGCAGAUCUGCUUCCCAGUUCAAGUGAAUCGCCUUCCACGAGAGACUCUUCUGACAGCCACGCUCUAUGCCAUUCCUGUCCCACCUCCUGGGAGCUCUUCAGAGACAAACAAGCAACGUCGUGUCCCAGAGGCUUUAGGCUGGGUCACCACCCCACUCUUCAACUUUCGGCAGGUCCUGACCUGUGGACGGAAGCUCCUGGGUUUGUGGCCAGCAACUCAAGACCCCUCUAGUACCAGAUCAAGUGCUCCCAACUUCAACCAGCCUGACAGUGUUAUUUUGCAGAUUGACUUCCCCAGUUCAGCAUUUGAAGUCAAGUUUACCCGCCCACCGGCAGCAGCUUUCAGUCCCCAGUACAACUUUAACAGCCUCUCCGAAGGAGACCAGUGGAAGCUGAAGGAGGUGAUGCAGAAGGAAUCACUCUAUUGGCUAACAGAUGCUGACCGGAAGCGGCUAUGGGAGAAACGUUAUUACUGCCACUCUGAGCCAGGCUCACUGCCUCUGCUGCUUGCUAGUGCCCCAAGCUGGGAGUGGGCCUGCUUGCCUGACAUCUACGCCCUGCUGAAGCAAUGGACACACAUGAAUCACCAGGAUGCUCUUGGGCUACUGCAUGCAGCGUUCCCAGAUCAGGAGGUGAGGAGGACAGCUGUGCAAUGGAUUGAUUCCAUAUCUGAUGCUGAGCUACUGGAUUAUCUGCCCCAGCUGGUACAAGCCCUCAAAUAUGAAUGUUACCUGGACAGUCCCUUGGUGCGGUUUCUUAUGAAGCGAGCCAUCUGUGACUUGAGGAUCACCCACUAUUUUUUCUGGCUGCUGAAAGAUGGUCUUAAGGAUUCUCAGUUCAGCAUCCGUUACCAGUAUCUGCUGGCAGCUCUGUUGUGCUGCUGUGGGAAGGGCCUGCGAGAGGAGUUUGACCGCCAAUGCUGGCUCAUUAACACGCUGGCUAAACUGGCUCAGCAGGUCCGUGAAGCUGCUCCAUCAUCACGGCAGGCCAUCCUUCGAGAGGGGCUGGAGGAUGUAAGGCAAUUCUUCAGUGUUAAUGGCUCCUGCCGCCUACCACUUAGUCCCAGCCUGCUGGUGAAGGGGAUUGUGCCCAGGGAUUGUUCCUAUUUCAACUCCAAUGCUGUUCCUCUGAAGCUCUCCUUCCAGAAUGUUGACCCUCUUGGGGAGAAUAUCCGUGUUAUUUUUAAGUGUGGAGAUGAUCUCCGGCAGGACAUGCUAACUUUGCAGAUGAUCCGCAUAAUGAACAAGAUCUGGGUGCAAGAAGAUUUAGACAUGCGCAUGGUCAUAUUCCGUUGUUUUUCCACAGGCCGUGGUCGGGGGAUGGUAGAGAUGAUCCCUAAUGCAGAGACCCUGCGAAAGAUCCAGGUGGAGCAUGGGGUGACAGGCUCCUUCAAGGAUCGUCCCCUGGCAGACUGGCUACAGAAGCACAACCCCAAGGAGGAUGAAUAUGAGAAGGCAGUGGAGAACUUCAUCUAUUCAUGUGCUGGCUGCUGUGUAGCCACUUAUGUCCUGGGAAUCUGUGACCGACACAAUGACAACAUUAUGCUCAAGACCACAGGACACAUGUUCCACAUUGACUUUGGCAGGUUUCUGGGCCAUGCUCAGAUGUUUGGCAACAUCAAAAGGGACCGGGCUCCGUUUGUCUUCACAUCAGACAUGGCUUAUGUCAUCAACGGUGGUGACAAGCCCUCCAGUCGCUUCCAUGACUUUGUGGAUCUCUGUUGCCAGGCCUACAACCUGAUCCGCAAGCAUACCCAUCUCUUCCUCAACCUUUUAGGCCUGAUGCUCUCCUGUGGGAUCCCUGAGCUCUCUGACCUUGAAGACCUAAAGUAUGUUUAUGAUGCACUGAGACCACGGGACUCUGAGGCAGAUGCUACCACCUAUUUCACCAGGUUGAUAGAGUCCAGCCUAGGCAGUGUGGCCACGAAGCUCAACUUCUUCAUUCACAAUCUGGCACAGAUGAAAUUCACAGCCUCAGACUCCCGGCCAGUGCUCUCUUUUGCCCCCCGUGUGCAUACGAUCAAGACGUCCAGCCGGAUCCUUGACGUCUUCCUCUGCCGUCAUGAAAAAGUCUUCAAUCCCAGCAAGGGCUUUAUAUACAUUGUGAAAGUGAAACGAGAGAAUCCCUCUGAGGUCACCUACAUCCAGCGUACCUUUGAAGAGUUCCAGGAGCUGCACAACAAACUGCGCCUCAUCUUCCCCUCUUCACAUCUUCCUAGCUUUCCUAGCAGGUUUGUGAUUGGACGCUCACGAGGAGAGGCAGUGGCUGAGAGGAGGAAAGAAGAACUGAAUGGGUACAUCUGGCAUCUGAUCCAUGCAGCUCCAGAGGUGGCUGAGUGUGACCUGGUAUAUACGUUUUUCCACCCACUUCCGAGGGAUGAAGUUGCUGCAGGCACCAAUCCAGCACCAAAACCUGCAGAUGCAACAUGGUCCCAACCUGUUGGAAAAGUGGGUGGGGAGGUGAAACUGUCCGUUUCCUACAAGAACAACAAGCUCUUUAUCAUGGUGAUGCAUAUCCGAGGUCUGCAGCCUAUUCAGGAUGGUAGUGAUCCCGACCCUUAUGUUAAGAUCUACCUUCUGCCUGAUCCCCAGAAAACUACCAAGAGAAAAACCAAAGUCGCUCGAAAAACAUGCAACCCUACUUACAAUGAAAUGCUUGUCUAUGAUGGGAUUCCUAAAGGAGACCUCCACCAGAGGGAACUGCAUCUGAGUGUCCUGAGUGAAGAGGGCUUCUGGGAGAACAUCCUUCUUGGGGAGGUCAUUAUUAGGCUACGGGACCUGGAUCUGACACAGGAGAAGAUGGGCUGGUUUGAAUUAGGCUCUAGGAGUCACGGGACCAUGUGAAGAGCAGCAAGGCAGCCAUCAUGUCUUUGAAACCACUCUGGCCCCAUGGGAGUCCCUGGGAAUUGGUGCAUGUUCCAGGAGUUCUAUCCUGGUAUAUCUGAAAGGAUUUCGUUUCCUGCAAAUAAGGAUGGAUAUAAAAGUUUCUCUGCAAAUGAAGGGUUAAUUUCAUGUGGAGAGUGAGCAUUUUUGGACUUGAGUCAUGAUAGGAAAUUCAUGUAUGACCUAAAAUGGCUGCCAUAGACUGAUCUUUUUAUACAUUUACCUUGUGUCAAGGGAGCAAUGACUAAACAGCGAGGGAGGGUUGAAAUGACAGGGCUUUUUUCUCCCCUCUUCGGGAUAUUUUAAUUUUUUAAAAACAAAACAAAUUAUUUCAGUCCAUAUGGGACAUAGAAUAAAUGCUGAGAAGGAACUUUA
Rhineura floridana is the source of this 5714-nucleotide messenger RNA. It is a transcript of the gene PIK3C2B, whose product is annotated as phosphatidylinositol-4-phosphate 3-kinase catalytic subunit type 2 beta. Gene Ontology annotation, cellular component: plasma membrane; cytoplasm; phosphatidylinositol 3-kinase complex. Gene Ontology annotation, molecular function: 1-phosphatidylinositol-4-phosphate 3-kinase activity; 1-phosphatidylinositol-3-kinase activity; phosphatidylinositol binding. Bases 414 to 5300 code for a protein of 1628 amino acids. Gene Ontology annotation, biological process: phosphatidylinositol-mediated signaling; phosphatidylinositol-3-phosphate biosynthetic process; cell migration. The transcript has 33 exons. The record is from RefSeq and is a predicted model, not a curated record. Lineage: Eukaryota; Metazoa; Chordata; Lepidosauria; Squamata; Rhineuridae.